AUGGCACCUAGUAAGCAAUGGAUGGAACUUGUUGACAAUCGACUUGAUGAAGUCUAUUUAGCCGGUGUGCAAAAGUUUUUAGAUUAUGCCUUUCAAAGAACAGGAGAAGAACAUGAAAUACGAUGUCCAUGUGUCAAAUGUUUCAAUACAAUUCUAGGAACUCGUAAAACAGUUGAGACACAUUUGCUAGUGUAUGAUGGAGAUGGUGAUGCAGUAGAAGAAUGUGAGAGUGAGGAUGAAGUAGAAGAAUUGUUGAGAGAUCUAUAUCCUAAUCUUGACGGAGGAAGUACACACACAGAUUGUGAUGAUUUACUUGAGGAGGAACCAAAUGUUGAAGCAAAAUGUUUUUACAACCUAUUAAAGGAUUUCGAGAAGCCGCUGUACAAAAAUUCAAAAGCUUCAAAGCUUUCUUCUUUGAUCAAAUUACUUCAUAUCAAAAGUAUUGGUCGUUGGAGUAAUGCGUCAUUUACAAUGUUAUUGAAACUAUUAAAAGAUGAGUUAUUGCCUGAUGACGCUGAUUUGCCAAACUCAUAUUAUGAGGAGGAUAACUUACUCGAUUCUUGUAAAAUUUGUGGUGCAUCGAGAUGGAGAAUUAAUACACAUAGUGGGGAAAUAAAGAAUAAGAAAGUUGACCCUUGUAAUGUUCGACUUGGACUUGCUAGUGAUGGAUUUCAGCCUUUUCGAAAUUCAACAACCUCACAUAGCAUUUGGCCUGUUGUUCUUAUUCCUUAUAAUUUACCACCUUGGUUGUGUAUGAAACAAGAAAAUUUCAUUUUGUCGAUGCUUAUUCCUGGUCCAAAUGGUCCUGGAGAUGCAAUUGAUACAUAUCUCCAGCCUUUAAUAGAGGAGUUGAAGGAGUUGUGGGAUGUUGGUAUUGAGACCUAUGAUGCAUCAACUAGAAAGAAUUUUAAGUUGCAUGCUUCUUUGUUAUGGACCAUCAAUGACUUUCCAGCUUAUGGAAACUUAUCUGGAUGGAGUACAAAAGGAAAACUGGCAUGUCCAUGUUGUAAUAAGGACACAGCUUCAAUUCGAUUGACUAAUUGUAAGAAGCAGUGUUUUAUGGAAUGGAGAAAUGAGACAAAGUCAUUUGAUGGUACACAAGAGAAAAGGCCCCCACCGAAAAUGCGUUCUGGUAUUGAGAUACUCAAUCAAGUGCAAGAUCUUGAAGGACUACAGUUAUCAAAAGAUCCAAAGAAAAGGAAGAAGAUUUCACAUGAAAAUCGAAAUGAUAAGUGGAACAAGAAAAGUAUCUUUUUUCAACUUCCAUAUUGGAAGUGUCUCUUGUUGAGACACAAUUUGGAUGUUAUGCAUAUUGAAUAA
Messenger RNA from Solanum stenotomum, 1320 nucleotides. RefSeq lists its product as uncharacterized. The transcript has 4 exons. Bases 1 to 1320 code for a protein of 439 amino acids. The record is from RefSeq and is a predicted model, not a curated record. Lineage: Eukaryota; Viridiplantae; Streptophyta; Magnoliopsida; Solanales; Solanaceae.